Molecule: messenger RNA, 2265 nt
Organism: Magnolia sinica
Lineage: Eukaryota; Viridiplantae; Streptophyta; Magnoliopsida; Magnoliales; Magnoliaceae
Product: DEAD-box ATP-dependent RNA helicase 18
Exons: 11
Coding region: 101-2098 (665 amino acids)
Cellular component (GO): nucleolus
Molecular function (GO): ATP binding; nucleic acid binding
Source: RefSeq, a predicted model, not a curated record
AAAACGGGCGGUGAAUCUAUCACCAUAAGAGAACUCCAGGUCUUCAUAGGGAGGCAGACGAACGAAACAGAGCUGAAGAAAAAAAGGGUAGUUUGAGGUAAUGGCGGCAACAGCAGUGACAGCGGGCCCCGCAACAAACAGCGCCCUAACCACUGUCCGAUUCUCCGAUCUUCAACCGGCCCUCUCUCCGCCCGUUCUCGAUGCCCUAACCCUAGCAAGCUUCCAUUUCUGCACUCCAGUCCAGGCGGCCACCAUCCCACUCCUCUGCUCCUUCAAAGAUGUCUCCGUAGAUGCUGCCACAGGUUCUGGAAAAACCCUAGCCUUCGUUGUCCCCGUUGUCGAGAUCCUCCGUCGAUCUCCCGACACUCCAAAACCCCACCAGGUCAUGGGGAUAAUAAUCUCACCAACAAGAGAGCUGUCAUCACAAAUAUACCAUGUUGCACUGCCGUUCAUUUCAACAUUAUCCAAUAUUAAGGCAAUGCUUCUUGUUGGAGGAUCAAACAUAAAAGCAGAUGUGGAUAAAAUAGAGGAAGAAGGUGUCAACUUACUGAUAGGCACACCUGGGAGGCUUUACGACAUAAUGGAGCGCGUGGACAUCUUAGAUUUUCGGAACCUUGAGAUUUUGAUCCUAGAUGAGGCUGAUAGACUCCUGGAUAUGGGAUUUCAAAAUCAGAUAAAUUCAAUUAUAUCCCGUUUGCCAAAGCUUCGAAGAACCGGUCUUUUCUCAGCUACUCAAACUGAGGCAGUUGAAGAGCUUUCCAAGGCAGGAUUGAGAAAUCCUGUGAGGGUCGAAGUUAGAACUGAAACUAAAGUACAAGAUGAGCAAGCUUGCUCACAAAAACUAGCCUCUUCCAAAACACCAUUGGGGCUUCAUAUCGAGUAUCUGGUAUGUGAUGAAGAGAAGAAGCCGUCACAGCUUGUUGACUUCCUCUCAAAGAACUUAUCAAAAAAGAUUAUCAUCUACUUCAUGACAUGUGCUUGUGUUGAUUACUGGGGAGUCGUUCUUCCACAGCUUGCUGCUCUUAAAGGUUGUCCCCUAAUUCCUCUUCAUGGGAGGAUGAAGCAGAUUGCAAGGGAGAGAGCAUUGGCAUCAUUUACAAAGCUUUCAAGUGGUGUUCUUCUAUGUACUGAUGUAGCAGCACGAGGACUUGAUAUUCCAGGUGUUGAUUGGAUAAUUCAGUAUGACCCCCCACAAGAUCCAAAUGUUUUCGUACAUAGAGUUGGCCGGACUGCACGGAUGGGCAGACCAGGAAGUGCUAUUGUUUUUCUUUUACCAAAGGAGGACUCAUAUGUAGAAUUCUUGCGGCUAAGAAGGGUCCCUCUCCAAGAGAGGAAAAGUUCUGAUAAUGCUUUGGACAUUGUCCCUCAGAUACGCUCUGUUGCUAAAAAGGACCGUGAUGUCAUGGAGAAGGGACUUAAGGCGUUCGUCUCAUACAUACGUGCAUAUAAGGAGCAUCAUUGCUCUUACAUUUUCAGGUGGAAAGAAUUGGAGAUUGGGAAGUUGGCCAUGGGACAUGGCCUACUACAGCUCCCUUCAAUGCCCGAGGUAAAGCAUCACGCCCUCUCAACUGAUGGUUUUACACCUGUAGAUGGUGUUGAUGUGAUGCUGGUCAAGUACAAAGAUAAAUCUCGGGAGAAACAGCGACAGAAGAACUUGCAGGCAAGCAAAACAGCUGACCGCAAGGAACCUAAACCUGAAAAGCCGAAGCCAAAUCCAAGUGGUGUUGGUACCAAAACUAGGAAAAAAACAGGCAGGCAGCGCCGAGCAGCUCAGAACGUUGAAGAUGCAGAGGAGCUGGAGCGGGAGUACCGAUUAUUGAAAAAACUGAAGAGAGGGGCCAUUGAUGAAAGCGAGUUUGAUAAGCUUAUGGGUGUCGAUGGUUCCUUCGAAGAGCUUGAAUCACCGGAUUGUGACAUUAAUAACUCUGCCGUGGCAAGUCAUACUGAGCUUGAGAUGUCAGGGCAAAACAAGAAGCAAAAAGGAAAAGUGAAAAGAAGAGGAGCGAAAUUCGGUGACCGGAAAGGAAAUAAGAAUUUGAAAUUUAGUUCUGGGGCAAAGAAUAACAAAAGACGGAACCAAGUUCGUUCCUUUAGCUAAUUUAUUUUUGUUUUAUUUCAUUUUUGCUAAGUUGGGUGACCUUGUUUUUGUACAAUAGUGGCCAUAGAACUCCCCAAUUCAGCAUACAACAUAUGCAGAGGGAGUUUGUAUGUGGAUCAGGAAAUUUUGAGAAAGCCAAAAUGAUGGUUAUAGGCCUUUUGUGUUCU